CCCACAAUUUACAACGGCACGUGAACGCAUCCUAUGACGUAUGUCGUUUUUCCAGCGCAGCAGUGUCAGUCGGAUGAAACCAAAACAAGAUGCGGUGAAUAAGCUGCGGUGAUUGACAGCCCCCGUUUACGCGUCUUGCAUUUAAAUGCCGUUCCUCAAAGGCCAGUGACAACAACGCAAAAGUGACAAUGCAGUUUUCUCCGAACAACGGAGACUUUACGUUCGUGUCCUCCUCAGAGGCUCAAGAACUGAGCGGCACCAUCAGUACUCCAGACGUCAAACUGAACAUUGGCAGUGACGGUGGGAAGGACCCGUACGCCACCACCUUCCUCAGGCAGCGGGGGUAUGGCUGGCUGCUGGAGGUGGAUGACGAUGACAAUGAAGAGUCCAAGCCUCUUCUGGAAGAGCUGGACAUCGACCUCAAGGACAUUUACUACAAGAUUCGCUGUGUGCUGAUGCCAAUGCCAUCGCUGGGCUUCAACCGGCAGGUGGUCCGAGACAACCCGGACUUCUGGGGCCCCCUAGCUGUGGUGCUGUUCUUUUCCAUGAUCUCCAUCUACGGACAGUUUAGGGUUGUGUCUUGGAUUCUCACUAUCUGGAUAUUCGGGUCUCUGACGAUCUUCCUGCUGGCUCGUGUUCUUGGUGGUGAGGUCUCCUAUGGGCAGGUUCUGGGAGUGAUCGGGUACUCCCUACUUCCACUCAUCGUCAUUGCGCCGCUGCUCUUAGUGAUCGGAAGGUUUGAUGUGGUUUCUACACUAAUCAAACUGUUCGGAGUUUUCUGGGCCGCGUACAGCGCUGCCUCGCUGCUCGUCGGAGAUGAAUUCAAAACGAAGAAGCCCCUCCUCAUUUACCCCAUUUUUCUUUUGUAUAUCUACUUCCUGUCUUUGUACACUGGCGUCUGAGGGGACAAACAUUCAUGGACUGUAACCCUGGUGCAGGGAGCAAAAAGCUGGGCAGCGAUGACGGAAAGUUUUUAAAAAGAUGUUUAUUUCUUUUUUUAACUCCCUUCAGUCGUAGACAGACGGGAUUUGGGGAAUAUAUAUAUAUAUAAAUAUCAUUGUAAAUAGUUUUUUUUCCCCCUCCUGUCUCUGGUCAAUAAAAGACAUCAUCUUCUGCAGCUUAAAUCUUGUGAUGCAGAUGUCUCAGCAGUCUACUUUUCUCUGUCUGCUGCUCCUGAAGCUGGACUUGAUGUAGAGCUGCACAUUCAAACCACACACAAGCCCGUGGUGCCAAAUGUCCGUGUAGGUGUGUGUUCACGUUGGAGAGAAGACAACACCGCUCUCCUUUCCCUCACUGUAAUGUCCAUACAUGCCCUCGACCUGCUGAUGGAUGGAGCCGCAGAAUGAGGCAGCGGUUGAACCAUUGUCUGCCAAAUGUGGUGCCUUGUUCUCCCUCCUGACUUCUUGUGUGUCUGCUCUUCGAUUCGGGAGAGUUUUCAGUAACUUGAUAGCUGCCAUUAAUCUGAGAAGUUUCUGCUAGUUCUUGGCUUCUGUCUUCAGUCAGCACAUCUGAUGACAUUCCUACAUUAAACAUGACUUUGCACCCUA
Messenger RNA from Oryzias melastigma (Indian medaka), 1547 nucleotides. It is a transcript of the gene yipf4, whose product is annotated as Yip1 domain family, member 4. NCBI's taxonomy places the organism in Eukaryota, Metazoa, Chordata, Actinopteri, Beloniformes, Adrianichthyidae. Gene Ontology annotation, cellular component: trans-Golgi network; membrane. The record is from RefSeq and is a predicted model, not a curated record. Gene Ontology annotation, biological process: endoplasmic reticulum to Golgi vesicle-mediated transport; vesicle fusion with Golgi apparatus. The transcript is spliced from 6 exons. Bases 189 to 902 code for a protein of 237 amino acids.